GGGAGCCCACAUUUGCUGUGUUUCAGUCUCCUUAUGUUCCCUGCUUGUCUGAAAGGCAGAAAAGCUGCAGGGCGUAAGGGGAGGGUGAUGGAGAAUGUUGUCAAUAUUGCAGAGACUCUGGUCAAUACUGGUUGCUGUUGAUGGUUGAGAGUUAUCCACCUAGGCAGGUGACACACAGGAAGAAUGUGUCAGGAGAACAUAAGGCAACGCAGACCCCCUCUUCCUUCAACCUGUUACCAACUGAACGGCUGCUGUGGAACAAGAAGAAGAAGAAACAGAAGACCACAAGUGAAAGCCAGGACCAGCCGCAGCAGCAAGUCCCAGUGGUCAGCAAUAUCAAGGGGAGCACUUCCUAUGCAUCACAGCCCAGAGCCCCCAGCAUCCCUAGGACAGCUGUCACAACCCAGGACAGUAGGAAGAAAAUGUCCAGCGUGAGCGUGAGGCAGUACAGUGAGGUGAGAGGAAAGCAGGAUGAGGCUGUGCUGGAGCCAGAAGGGAAGUGGGACAGCAUUGGAGAGGUGAAGCCUCAACUACUGCCAGAGGAAAUCCACUUACUAGACCAGGAUCAGCUACCCCCAGAGGAAAUCCACUUAGCAGACCAGGAUCAGCUAUCCCCAGAGGAAAUCCAUUCAGCAGACCAGGAUCAGCUAUCCCCAGAGGAAAUCCAUUCAGCAGACCAGGAUCAGCUAUCCCCAGAGGAAAUCCAUUCAGCAGACCAGGAUCAGCUAUCCCCAGAGGAAAUCCAUUCAGCAGACCAGGAUCAGCUAUCCCCAGAGGAAAUCCAUUCAGCAGACCAGGAUCAGCUAUCCCCAGAGGAAAUCCACUUUCCAGAGGAAAUCCACUUUCCAGACCAGGAUCAGCUACCCCCAGAGGAAACCCGCUUACCAGGCCAGGAUCAACAGGAGGCACUGGAGGAUGUGGCUGUGGAUGAGGGGACAGACACUGAGAAGAAUCUGAGCUCUGACCUGGCCACAGUGGUGAACUACAUCUCAGAGCCAGAGGACUUGCUGUGUCUUGCUGCUGUGGAUGAUGCCUCUCUGGCUGCCCUUCCUCUGCCAUUGUCAGAGCCUGACAUCUUCAUGGAGAACCAGGCCUUGCUGCUGGAGAGAUGCCCUACUCCACCCGAAUAUUCCCCAGACCCUACCUUAGAGUACAAAGAUGACACCGAGGACAUAGAGUCCAUCCUGGAAUCUAUCACCAGCAAGGUCCUGACCAGCACUGAGAGGCUAGAAAACUCAGGACACAUGGGAGGUAAGGGCAGGUCUUUUUCUUUGGAAGAAACUUAGAAAUCUCUGGAAGCA
This is a messenger RNA of Pezoporus occidentalis (night parrot), 1301 nucleotides long. RefSeq lists its product as uncharacterized. The coding region runs from base 141 to 1286 and encodes 381 amino acids. The record is from RefSeq and is a predicted model, not a curated record. The transcript is spliced from 5 exons. Lineage: Eukaryota; Metazoa; Chordata; Aves; Psittaciformes; Psittacidae.